Molecule: messenger RNA, 3452 nt
Organism: Paralichthys olivaceus (Japanese flounder)
Lineage: Eukaryota; Metazoa; Chordata; Actinopteri; Pleuronectiformes; Paralichthyidae
Source: RefSeq, a predicted model, not a curated record
GGGAACCGGUGGCCUGUGCAUCCAGGGCCUUGACAAAAUCUGAGGACGAAGAUGCAGAGUGAAUGGGAGGGAACAUGCUGCCCAUGGUGUCCUAUAAAAGUUCACCUUCCACCUCUGCUCGCCCUCAGUGCGUCUCCGCUACAGACGGACAACAUGGGGAAAGGUUUCUACAUCAGUAAAGCUGUUGGGGUGCUGGGGGUCAUCCUGGGUGCAGGGGCCCUGGCAACAAUCAUAGCUCUGUCUGUCGUCUACUCGCAGGAAAAGGCUAAAAAUAACAGCGAUCAGGUUUUACCGACGGAAGGCCCGACGACAUCCAAACCCACUGUACCGACGCCCGCCCCCUCCAACGAAGCUUGGGACAAGUACCGACUCCCCAAGAGCCUGGUGCCGGACCACUACAACGUGACCCUGUGGCCCCGACUGACUAAAGACCCGACGACCAGCCUCUUCAUCUUCACUGGUGAGUCCAGCGUGCAGUUCAAGUGCGACGAGGACACCGACCUGAUUCUCAUCCACUCCAAUAAGCUGAACUACACCAAACUCGAGAACGGCCAAUGGGCGAGGCUCACCGCAGUCAACAGCGGGCUCAAGGCCCCGGCGAUCAAGUCUUCGCGGCUGCAGCACACGACUCAGUACCUGGUCCUGCAGCUGGAUGGUAAACUAAUGAAGGACCACAGCUACCACCUGUACACCAACUUCACCGGAGAGCUGGCUGAUGACCUGGGAGGCUUCUACAGGAGUGAAUACAUGGAGAAUGGCGAGCGCAAGGUUGUUGCGACCACUCAGAUGCAGCCGACAGACGCCAGGAAGGCUUUCCCCUGUUUUGACGAGCCGGCUAUGAAAGCUGUUUUCUACAUCACUCUGAUCCACGACCAUGGAACUGUUGCCUUGUCCAACGGUGCAGAAAAAGAAUCAAGCAGCGUCAACAUUCACGGCAAGAAUCUGCAGCAGACAGUUUUUGAGCCGACGGAGAAAAUGUCCACCUACCUGCUGGCCUUCAUCGUCAGCGAGUUCACCUUCAUCAACAACACUGUUGAUGAUGUUUCGAUCCGUAUCUUCGCCCGGAAGCCUGCUAUCGAUGCAGGGCAAGGAGCGUACGCCCUCAGCAAAACUGGACCCAUCCUUAAGUUCUUUGAGAAAUAUUACAAUUCCAGCUACCCUCUGCCCAAAUCUGAUCAGAUCGCUCUGCCCGACUUUAACGCUGGAGCCAUGGAGAACUGGGGUCUGAUCACGUACAGAGAGACAGCGCUGCUCUACGACGAAACAUUCUCCUCCAACUCCAACAAGGAGAGGAUUGCUACCAUCAUCUCUCAUGAACUGGCUCACAUGUGGUUCGGUAAUCUGGUGACCCUGCGGUGGUGGAACGACCUGUGGCUGAAUGAAGGCUUUGCAUCUUAUGUUGAGUACCUGGGAGCGAACGAGGCUGAACCGGACUGGAAUAUAAAAGACCUCAUCGUGCUCAACGAUGUCCACAGGGUGUUUGCCGUCGAUGCUCUGGCCUCCUCUCACCCGCUGUCGUCUAAGGAGGACGACAUCCAGAGACCAGAGCAGAUCAGCGAGCUGUUUGAUGCCAUCUCAUACAGCAAGGGAGCUUCUGUUCUGAGAAUGUUGUCGGACUUCCUCACCGAAGAAAUCUUUGUAAUGGGACUCAGGACCUACCUGAAAAAAUUUGCAUUUGGGAAUGCAGUUUACACCGACCUGUGGGAACAUUUGCAAAUGGCCGUUAACGCCAGUGGCACUGACCUGCCUGGAAGUGUCCAUGACAUCAUGAACACCUGGGUGCUGCAGAUGGGAUUCCCUGUGGUCACAAUAAACACCACCACUGGGGACAUUUCCCAGAAACACUUUCUCCUGGAUCCAGACUCUAACGUCACAGCUCUGUCUCCCUUCAAUUACGAAUGGAUUGUUCCCAUCAAGUGGACUAAGACUGGAGCACCCCAGGUACCUUACUGGCUGACGCAAAAAUCAGCAACUAAUGAAUCGAUGAAGACAACAGGAAGCGACUGGGUGCUGGCCAACAUCAACGUCGUGGGUUACUACAGAGUCAACUAUGACGACAGCAACUGGGACAAACUGCUCAAUGUUCUGAGCACCAAUCAUUCGCUUAUUGAAGUAAUCAACAGAGCUCAGCUGGUGGAUGAUGCUUUCAACCUGGCCAGAGCAAAGAUCAUCCCGACAGUUCGCGCCCUCAGUACGACCAGGUACCUGAACAAAGAGACAGACUACAUGCCCUGGGACUCGGCUCUGGGAAACCUGAACUUCUUCUACCUCAUGUUUGACCGCAGCGAGGUUUACGGCCCCAUGCAGGAUUAUCUGAGGAAACAGGUCGUCCCUCUGUUCAAUUACUACAAGAAUCUGACUGACAACUGGUCCAAAGUACCGACUGGACACAUGGACCAGUACAAUCAGGUGAAUGCGAUCAGCCAGGCUUGUAGGACAGGUCAUGAGGAAUGUCAAACCCUGGUGAAGGGAUGGUUCAAACAAUGGAUGGACACAAAGAAGAACAUGAUCCACCCCAACCUGCGCUCCACCGUGUACUGCAAUGCCAUCGCAGCAGGUGGCGCUAAAGAGUGGGAUUUCGCUUGGUCAGAAUUUAAAAACGCCACCAUCGCUAGUGAAGCUGAAAAACUGCGCUCAGCUCUGUCCUGCACAAAACAACCCUGGCUGCUCAACAGAUACCUUGAGUACACUCUGGAUCCAGACAUGAUCCGAAAGCAGGAUGCCACCUCCACUAUCGUCUACAUCGCCAACAACGUGGUUGGUCAGUCUCUGGCCUGGGACUUUGUCAGGGACCAGUGGUCGUUCAUCUUCAGUCAGUACGGUGGUGGAUCAUUCUCCUUCUCAAACCUCAUCAACGGCGUCACCAAGCGCUUCUCCUCCGACUUUGAGCUGAAACAGCUGCAGCAGUUCAAGGCCGAUAACUCAGAGGUGGGUUUCGGCUCCGGCACCCUGGCAGUGGAUCAGUCCAUCGAGAGAACCAACGCCAACAUCAAAUGGAUCGCAGAGAACAAGGAGAACGUCCUGAAAUGGUUCAGUGUCGAGGCGAUGCUCUGAUGAAGACGUACACUCGCCCCUUUCUUCACAUGUGGUUUCACGUCGAAUCUUUCUGGGAGGAAGAGGAGAUUUUGCACAAUUCAGCUGAAAAAAGUCGAAUUUCAGUGUAUUUCAUAACUUAGCAAAUAAAAGUAAAAUCGGAAAUGAUGUUCGAUAUUUAAAGUUGGAGAGAAGAUGUUUUUGUUGUUUGUUUUAUACUUUUUUUAAAAUCGCAGUUUUAAAUACACUGAAAUGAAAAGAAUUACAGUUUGGUUUAUAAAAGUUUUCUCACCGUUGGAGAUUUUGUGUAACGUCAAAAAGUCUGAGUGUUCUUGUAAAAAAAAUCCUCUUGUUCAUGUCAGCGCUGUAUUUAAUAACAUUAUCUUCUGUUUUCCUGUAAAUUAAAGAGUGGAUGUUUA